AUGCGCAACAUUGACGCCUUUGCACCAGGCGGGCGAGCGCGGUACCACAUCGUAACGGACGAGCCGCCAAAUUCGACGGUGCGAUUGAGCCUUUGCCGCCUCCUCGGGCCCGCCUCCCCGCUUGGAGGUCGUGUGCACCUCUACUCCCUCUCGCAAGCGCCCAAGGAGGCGCACGACCUGAUGGCGCAGCUCAGGCUGCUGACCCGCGGGCCAGGGUACACGUACCUAUGGAAGAACCUACUGCACUACGUCCUACCAUCUGCUGUCCGCCGUGUCCUGCUCCUGGACGCGGACAUCAUGGUCUCGGCGCCAAUCGCUGAGCUGUGGAGCCACUUUGGCGCGGGCUCCUACAAGAUGCUCGUCGAGCUCGGCGGCCGCGGCUACAACACCGGGGUGAUGCUCAUGUGGCUGGAGCGGAUGCGCCGCUCACAGUUGUACCAACGGGUUGUCGCCGGCUUCGCGUCACAGCAGCUGCCGCGCAGGCUCGCGUCUGGUCCGACCCUCGAGGAGCUGGGCUGGAACUGGUUCCGGGGCAAGCCCAACAACCGCACCCUCGGGAUGGCCGACGGCGGCGAUCUCUUCUACUCGCUGCCUUGCGGAUGGAAUCGCCAGAUGUCGCCGCAAUACUGGCCCGCGUUCCACGACCGAGGCGCGACGGCCAAGACCUUCCACCGAUGCCCCGGCCCGUGCUUCCUCCUCCACGCCAACUGCAAGGACUAUAAGCCGCUGGUGAUGCAGCGCAUCCACGACGAUCCGAGCGGCGCGACCUGCGCUGCCACCUUCCAUGCUUUCAUACAACCCCCGGCCAAGCUGAGGGCUCUCAAGGCGGCGCAGGGUAGGAGGAACGACUACCGCGGCUCGGUGGCGGGUCUCUAUUUCAAGGAUGUGCGGGUUGUCCGCACACCGGCCUCGCAGUACAUGUUCGAGGAGGCGCUCCGAGCAUGCCCACUACCGCACUUACUGACGGUGUGCUGCCAAACAACUUACAAUCACCUGCUGCCGAGCCGUGCCGCGGGGAGGUUUGUGCUAUUUUCCAUCUCGCGGCCCAACGGCAACAGCGUCGUUCUCGUUGACGUGCUCAUGAGCCUCGCCUCGGUGGUCGGAGAGCCAUCCCAACUGUUGGCCACGGCGCUCGAGGCGCGCGCCUUCAUGCAGCAGCGCGAGGCGAUCCUGCAGCUGGCGAGGCGACAGCAGCUCCUCAUCCAAGAGCUCGAGCGGCUGCGCCGGUCCAAGGGUGCUGGCAGCACCUCCUGCAUCACUGUCGUACCCGCGCCUGCAAUCGCCCCCACUGUGUCUUGA
This is a messenger RNA of Emiliania huxleyi CCMP1516, 1299 nucleotides long. RefSeq lists its product as hypothetical. Lineage: Eukaryota; Haptophyta; Isochrysidales; Noelaerhabdaceae. Gene Ontology annotation, molecular function: UDP-xylosyltransferase activity. The record is from RefSeq and is a predicted model, not a curated record. The coding region runs from base 1 to 1299 and encodes 432 amino acids. The transcript is spliced from 10 exons.